Molecule: messenger RNA, 2373 nt
Organism: Carassius gibelio (silver crucian carp)
Lineage: Eukaryota; Metazoa; Chordata; Actinopteri; Cypriniformes; Cyprinidae
Gene: nrbf2b
Product: nuclear receptor binding factor 2b
Exons: 4
Coding region: 163-942 (259 amino acids)
Biological process (GO): autophagy
Source: RefSeq, a predicted model, not a curated record
UGGUGUGACGCGGCGGUGACGUCGUGCCGGGGGAAGUUGUUUUUGCUCGACUCUUGUAAGAGUUGAUCAGUUACCGGUGAACCCAGAGUCCCUGGUCCCGGAAUAAAGACAAUAAUGUGCCGAUGAGUCUCUCUUGUAGCUGAGGCUGUGGUUGAUGAAGGAAUGGAGGUGCUGGACAGUCCUCUCAAUCUCGCCCAUCAACAGUGCAGGAAAGCAGAGCGCUUGCUGGCUGCUGGGAAAUUUGAAGAUGCCAUCUCCUGCCACAGAAAAGCUGCAGAACUUCUCAAGGAGGCCAUGAAGCUCACCGAGUGUGAACAGGCUCGCCUGUCACUGGAGCUUCAGAGGGACAGUCACAUCAAGCAGCAGAGGCUGAUCGAGGAGCAAUGGAAGCGAGCGAAGCGAGAGGACAAGCCCAGAACACUCCAGCAGGUCCAAGCCACCGACCAAACGCCACGCCGCCACCUACAGCCGGGCGGAACCGACAUGGACGCCUCCCAACCCUCUGAACGCGAGUACGACACCUGGUUGUACCUCCUGAAAAACAAAGGCACUGUUCCAGAGCCCUGCGCAGGCAGUAAAGCCCAGAAAGAUGACAAAACCCGUCUGGAAGAGCAGCAGACCACCAUCAUCGACCUACGCAACCUAGUGGACCGACUGGUGUCCGAAAAUGAGCAGCUGAAACGGGAGAACGAGCAGCUACGGACGGAGAAUGCACGGCUGAAGAAGGAACUCUAUGCUGAUGCCGACUUCGUGGAGCGGUCGGAGCUGUGGGUGCUUCCGCAGACGGCCGAGGAGCGCAAGGCCAAGGACAUUCCCAUCCCACAGCUCCCUCCGCUGGAGAUGCCCACUCAGGAGAUCCCUCUGGAAGACCUGCCCGGCCUGGAGCUUCCUGAGGACAUCCAGCAGGAACUGCAGGAGCUUUUGGACGGGGAGAAGCUGUGACCACGCACACUCAAAACACACACCAAAGGGAGACUUUGAUCGCCAUCGUGUGCUAGCGAACACACACAGAGGAAGCACAUUCACAGUGAAGCAGCCCAGCGGCGGAAAUGACGGUUCACCUGAGCGCCCUACUCAACUUCUUAGUGGCGCCCUGUAGCGAUUGGAUAUACAAAGAAAGAAAACAACGCUUUUUGAAGUACGUGUGCCUUUUUGAACAUUUGUUACCUGUUUUUUUUUUGUUGUUGUUAUGAAGUACGUGUGAAAAGGGACAUCUGAGAUUCUGUUGAACAUUAUGUUAUCAGCAGGUGAAUUUGCCUCUUGCAAAAUCCCACUUUGAAUCGAAACCUAUUUCCUACAUAGACACUGUGAACUACUUUUAUAAUGUGUGAGUGUGUGUGUGUGAGGGUUUUGUGCAGUAUCUGUUGAUGUUGUGCUUCUACAGUUUUAAGUUGUCCAUCAACAGUGUAGAUUUAGGGAAGAUUCAUCAAUGCAAUUUAGGUCUGCGUUCUGUUUCCAUAAACUGAUAACCAGCUUGCAGCACUUGUUUUGCCUUAUUGCAGUUAGUACGAAGUCAUCUCUGGACGAUUUGUAGCAACCUGUAAAACGAAAACAGCUUUGGUUUAUUUCUAUAGGAUAAGGGAUUUUGAACAUGAGUGUGAGACUACUGCAUUGGGAACGAUAAGCAAUAAUCAUGUCAAGUGCUACAGAAUCACUCAUUCAUUUAAUUUAGUUGUUUCUCGUCACCGCUCACUUCUCCGCUGUGUCAUACUUCAGACACAAUGCCAAGAGCAUUGGAAUAGACACGUCCUAAAAGCUUGGCUCUUUGGACCUGUGUGGAUGAACCGAGGAUGUUGUUCGUUGUUUUGAAGCUUUGUUUGUCCUGUACUCAUCAAUCAAGAACUGUGUGGAUCACGGUGUUAAUAUUUUCAGGUAACUGAUUGCACAAUCAUACCUUGCUCUAACAAUAAACCAGGUCCUCACACUAAUCAAAAGCAUACCAACAUGUGCCAGACGAGCCUGGGAAGACAUAUGGCUUAUAUCUGUGUCAUGAAGAGGGAACCAAACUCACAUUUUGCUCUUUUUUAUUAUUAUUAGUUUGUUUUAGUUCAAUGUUUAAUUACUGGUUUACCACAGUAAUCAGGGUGCAUCAAAUUAUUAUUUGUUUUAUUUUUACAUUUUGGUUUGUGAUGUAAUAAUCAAUGGAAAUCAUAUGAUGACAUUUUUUUGAUGCAUGAAUGGCUGUUCUACGGUAGCUGUAUGUAUAUAUGAUUAAGAUAUUGAAAACAAGAUUUAUGUAUAAUUCUUUUGUGAGUUUCUUGUUCUGACAAGCAUUAAAGAUUUUAACAAGUGGCAGCAUAAAUCUGUUUUGAGGUGUUGUACAGUUGUUCAACUGCUUGUACGCUAUUUCUAAUACAGUAUAUUGAAAGUACA